Messenger RNA from Acomys russatus (golden spiny mouse), 843 nucleotides. It is a transcript of the gene Mcts1, whose product is annotated as MCTS1 re-initiation and release factor. The transcript has 7 exons. Gene Ontology annotation, molecular function: RNA binding. Lineage: Eukaryota; Metazoa; Chordata; Mammalia; Rodentia; Muridae. Bases 149 to 697 code for a protein of 182 amino acids. Gene Ontology annotation, biological process: formation of translation preinitiation complex. The record is from RefSeq and is a predicted model, not a curated record.
CCGGGCUUCCUUGUGCCGGGCUUCCUCGUGCCAGACCUUUGCUAAUUCAAUUUACUUCCUAUUCCGGACCCUUCUUCCCUUUCGUCGCCCCCUUCACCUUGGAUCAUGUUCAAGAAAUUUGAUAGACGGUAAAAGGCAAAGGGGGAACAUGGGCAAAGGAAGAUUUGAUGAGAAAGAAAAUGUGUCCAACUGCAUCCAGUUGAAAACCUCGGUUAUUAAGGGUAUUAAAAAUCAAUUGCUAGAGCAAUUUCCAGGUAUUGAACCAUGGCUUAAUCAAAUCAUGCCUAAGAAGGAUCCUGUGAAAAUUGUCCGUUGCCAUGAACACAUAGAAAUCCUUACAGUAAAUGGAGAGUUACUGUUUUUUAGACAAAGAGAAGGACCUUUUUAUCCAACCUUAAGAUUACUUCAUAAAUAUCCUUUUAUCUUGCCACAUCAGCAGGUUGAUAAAGGAGCCAUCAAAUUUGUACUCAGUGGAGCAAAUAUCAUGUGUCCUGGCUUAACAUCUCCUGGAGCUAAGCUCUACCCUGCUGCCGUAGAUACUAUUGUUGCAAUCAUGGCAGAAGGAAAACAGCAUGCUUUAUGUGUUGGUGUAAUGAAGAUGUCUGCAGAAGAUAUUGAGAAAGUCAACAAAGGAAUUGGCAUUGAAAAUAUCCAUUACUUAAAUGAUGGGCUGUGGCAUAUGAAGACAUACAAAUGAGCCUCAAAAGGAAUGUGCUGGGCCAAAUAUGGAUAUUGUGACAUAUCUGUGUUUGUGUCUGGGUGUGGCAGCAUGAAGACAAUGCCCCUACGGUUAUGCUGAAUAAAGUCUGCAAAUGCUAAAAGUCUGUUAGCUCCAAAAAUUAU